GUGAGUGAGACAUAUAUAAGCCGCGGCGGGAGGCUGGUUCCUCACAGUCUCACCACUCUCUCAACAGACAACAACAUGAAGUUCCUGAUUUUGUUCGGUUUGGUCGCGGUGUGCGCCGCCCGCCCACAAACCGCCCCGGUUGAGGAAGCAGUUGCUGCAGACCCUGCCCCUGAAGCGCCCCUCGUCGCUGAAGUCCCUGUCGAUGCUCCAGUGGAAGUCCCUGCAGAAGUCGCCGCUGACCCCGUCGUCAAUGCCGUCGACCCUGUCGUCAGCGUUGAUCCCCAGUUCGCGUCCUUCAUCUUCCCCGGAGACGAGCCAGCCGUGGUGGCCGCCAAGAAGGCUCACUUCGAUGCUGUGAGGCUCGCCCUCGGCCGCCCAGCCCUUGUCUCCGUCGUGGCUGAGGAAGCUGCUAAUGUUGUAGAACCCGCCGCUGAAGCUGAGGUAGCCGCUGAAGUUGAAGCCGAAGCUGAACUCAAAGCCGCAGCUGAAGCUGAAGCCGGUGCUGAACUCGAAGCCGCAGCUGAAGCUGAAGCCGGUGCUGAACUCGAAGCCGCAGCUGAAGCUGAAGCCGGUGCUGAACUCGAAGCCGCUGCUGAAGCUGAAGCCGCUGCUGAAAUCGAAGCCGGUGUUGAAGCUGAAGCUGCUGCUGAACUCGAAGCCGCUGCUGAAGCUGAAGCCGCUGCGGAAAUCGAAGCCGGUGUUGAAGCUGAAGCCGCUGCUGAACUCGAAGCCGGAGCUGAAGCUGAAGCCGCUGCGGAAAUCGAAGCUGAAGCCGGAGCUGAAGCUGAAGCUGGCGCAGAGGCUGAAGCUGCCGAGGCUGAAGCUGCCGAGGCUGAAGCUACCGAGGUUGAAGCAGCAGAGGCUGAAGCUGCAGAGGCUGAAGCUGCAGAGGCUGAAGCAGGUGCUGAAGCUGAGGCUGAGGCUGGAGCUGCGUAAGGAGACUAUAAUCUAAGUCUGUAGAUAUGUAGAUAUCUUAUCAUAUAUACCAGUCGCAAUGUCCUGUUUGUAAUCAAUUAAAUAUCAAUAAAUUUAAUUUAUGUG
Procambarus clarkii (red swamp crayfish) is the source of this 1041-nucleotide messenger RNA. Its product is annotated as skin secretory protein xP2. NCBI's taxonomy places the organism in Eukaryota, Metazoa, Arthropoda, Malacostraca, Decapoda, Cambaridae. The record is from RefSeq and is a predicted model, not a curated record.